GCAGCCCUCACUGGGCAUGCGGGAAGUGAGUGAGACGGUGGAUGGGGGCGCUGCAGAGUCGCACAGGCCGGUCCCUGUGAUACAAUCUACCGAGAGAGGGGGGUGAAGGAAAAAAACCAACUGGGUCGGUUGCUCUUUGUUUCUGGCUAGGAGGAAAACCGAGAGACGUUGCAACCGGCGAGGAUUUCAACAUCAGCGUUCACCAUCCGUGGGUACUUUCUGCUGCCACACACUCCGUUUCCCCUGAGAGAUGUCCACUCCUGACCCCCCGAUGGGAGGGACACCUCGGCCUGGACCCUCCCCAGGCCCGGGGCCAUCUCCGGGAGGCAUGAUGGGUCCGAGCCCUGGUCCCUCUCCAGGCUCAGCCCACAGCAUGAUGGGGCCGAGCCCGGGCCCUCCUGGAUCUGGACACCCCCACCCUCCACAGGGACCCUCAGGAUAUCCUCAGGACAACAUGCACCAAAUGCACAAAGUACGAAACUCCAUGCAUGAGAAGGGAAUGCCCGACGACCCCCGCUACGCCCAAAUGAAGGGCAUGGGCAUGAGACCAGGGGGACACAGUGGGAUGGGACCCCCUCCGAGCCCCAUGGACCAACAUUCCCAAGGUUACCCCUCUCCGUUGGGAGGCUCAGAGCACGCACCCAGCCCUGUCCCAGCCAACGGCCCUCCCUCUGGCCCCAUGAUCCCCGGAGGUCCCUCUGGCCCCGGUGCUGGCCCUAUGGAGGGCAGCGGGGACCCUAACCAGGGGAUGGGUCAACCUAACCGCGGGGGUCCCCAGGGUCCGGGUGGACCCGGCGGCGCGGGCGGUGGACCCGGCGGUGCAGGCGGACCCGCUCCGUUCAACCAGAACCAGUUGCACCAACUCAGGGCUCAGAUUAUGGCCUACAAGAUGCUGGCCCGCAGCCAGCCCUUACCAGAGCACCUGCAGAUGGCCGUGCAGGGGAAGAGGCCCAUGCCCGGGAUGCAGCAGCAGCCGAUGCCCAACAUGCCGCCUUCUACGGGGCCCGGAGGUGGGCCUGUGGGUGGGCCUGUGGGUGGGCCGGGACCAGCUCAGGCCAACUACAACAGACCACACGGCAUGGUAGGUCCUAAUAUGGCGCCUCCUGGACCUGCAGGAGUUCCCCCAGGUAUGCAAGGCCCGCCUACCAACGGACCCCCUAAAUCAUGGCCUGAAGGGCCGAUGGUGAAUGCUGCGGCCCCGUCAAACCCUCCCCAGAAGCUGAUCCCACCUCAGCCCACGGGCAGACCUUCGCCCGCUCCUCCCUCAGUUCCCCCCGCUGCUUCCCCAGUAAUGCCGCCUCAGACGCAGUCCCCGGGACAGCCUGCCCAGCCCCCUCCCAUGAUGCUUCACCAGAAGCAGAACCGCGUAACCCCCAUCCAAAAGCCCCGUGGGCUGGACCCAGUGGAGAUCCUCCAGGAGAGGGAGUACAGGCUACAGGCGCGUAUUGCUCACCGUAUCCAGGAGCUGGAGAACCUGCCGGGCUCUCUGGCCGGUGACCUGCGCACCAAGGCCACCAUCGAGCUCAAGGCCCUGAGGCUGCUUAACUUCCAGAGACAGCUGCGUCAGGAGGUGGUUGUUUGCAUGCGACGUGACACUGCUUUGGAAACGGCCCUCAACGCCAAGGCCUACAAGCGCAGCAAACGGCAGUCUCUACGCGAAGCCCGCAUCACCGAGAAGCUGGAGAAACAGCAGAAGAUUGAACAGGAACGUAAACGUCGUCAGAAACACCAGGAAUACCUCAACAGCAUCCUGCAGCACGCCAAGGAUUUCAAGGAGUACCACCGCUCCAUCACGGCGAAGCUCCAGAAGGCCACCAAGGCCGUCGCCACCUAUCACGCCAACACCGAGCGCGAGCAGAAGAAAGAGAACGAGCGCAUUGAGAAGGAGAGAAUGCGGAGGCUGAUGGCUGAAGAUGAAGAAGGCUACCGUAAACUCAUCGACCAAAAGAAAGACAAGCGCCUGGCCUACCUGCUGCAGCAGACGGACGAGUACGUGGCCAACCUCACUGAGCUGGUGCGCGCGCACAAAGCCGUGCAAGCUCUCAAAGAGAAGAAAAAGAAGAAGAAAAAGAAGAAGCCAGAGACUAUGGAGGGUGGCGCUCCCGCCCUGGGACCUGAUGGAGAGCCUUUGGAUGAGACCAGUCAAAUGAGCGACCUACCGGUGAAGGUGAUCCAUGUGGACAGUGGAAAGAUCCUGACUGGGAUGGAAGCACCUAAGGCUGGCCAGCUGGAGACCUGGCUCGAAAUGAACCCAGGAUACGAAGUAGCGCCGCGUUCAGACAGUGAGGAAAGCGGUUCAGAAGAAGAGGAGGAGGAGGAGGAAGAGGAAGAGGAGCAACCUCAUUCCUCUGCAACUCAAGCGGAGGAGAAGAAGAAGAUCCCUGACCCCGACAGUGAAGAAGUAUCUGAAGUCGACGUCCUGCACAUCAUCGAACACGCCAAGCAGGAUGUAGAUGAUGAGUACGGUAAUGCAAGUUUCAACCGAGGCCUGCAGUCCUACUACGCCGUGGCUCACGCUGUCACUGAGAAAGUGGACAAGCAGUCCACGCUGCUGAUCAACGGGCAGCUCAAGCAAUACCAGAUCAAAGGUUUGGAGUGGCUGGUGUCGCUUUACAACAACAACUUGAAUGGCAUCCUGGCUGAUGAGAUGGGUCUGGGGAAAACCAUCCAGACCAUCGCCCUCAUCACUUACCUCAUGGAGUACAAGCGCCUCAACGGGCCCUUCCUCAUCAUCGUACCUCUCUCAACUCUAUCAAACUGGGUCUAUGAGUUUGAUAAGUGGGCCCCAUCUGUCGUGAAAGUCUCCUACAAGGGGUCUCCAGCUGCUCGCCGUGCAUUCAUUCCCAUCUUGCGCAGCGGCAAGUUCAACGUGCUGCUCACCACAUACGAGUACAUUAUCAAAGAUAAGCAGGUGCUAGCAAAGCUUCGUUGGAAGUACAUGAUUGUGGACGAAGGCCACCGUAUGAAGAACCACCACUGUAAACUGACCCAGGUCUUGAACACUCACUACUUGGCCCCGCGCCGCCUGCUGCUCACGGGCACUCCACUGCAGAACAAGCUGCCCGAGCUCUGGGCCCUGCUUAACUUCCUCCUGCCCACCAUCUUCAAGAGCUGCACCACAUUUGAACAGUGGUUCAACGCCCCCUUCGCCAUGACUGGAGAGAAGGUUGACCUGAAUGAAGAAGAGACCAUCCUGAUCAUCCGACGUUUACACAAAGUGCUCAGGCCUUUCCUGCUGCGCCGACUAAAGAAGGAAGUGGAGGCCCAGCUGCCCGAGAAGGUGGAGUAUGUGAUAAAGUGCGACAUGUCGGCCCUACAGAGGGUUUUGUACCGACACAUGCAGGCCAAGGGAGUCUUGCUCACAGAUGGCUCAGAAAAAGACAAGAAGGGUAAAGGUGGCACGAAGACCCUGAUGAACACUAUCAUGCAACUGAGAAAGAUUUGCAACCACCCCUACAUGUUCCAGCACAUUGAGGAGUCUUUCUCUGAGCAUCUCGGCUAUUCUGGUGGAAUCGUGAGUGGCCCGGACCUGUACCGCUCCUCUGGGAAGUUUGAGCUGCUGGAUCGCAUCCUGCCCAAGCUGAGGGCCACCGACCACAAAGUGCUGCUCUUCUGUCAAAUGACCUCACUCAUGACCAUCAUGGAGGACUACUUUGCCUACCGUAACUUCAAGUACCUGCGUCUGGACGGAACCACCAAGGCAGAGGACCGCGGCAUGCUGCUAAAGACGUUCAACGACCCGGCCUCGCAGUACUUUGUGUUCCUGCUCAGCACCAGAGCUGGAGGCCUGGGCCUCAACCUGCAGUCGGCCGACACCGUCAUCAUCUUUGACAGCGACUGGAACCCACAUCAGGACCUGCAGGCCCAGGACCGAGCCCACCGCAUCGGGCAGCAGAACGAGGUGCGCGUGCUGCGCCUCUGCACCGUCAACAGCGUGGAGGAGAAGAUCCUGGCGGCAGCCAAGUACAAACUGAACGUGGACCAGAAGGUCAUCCAGGCGGGCAUGUUCGACCAGAAGUCGUCCGGCUGCGAGCGUCGGGCCUUCUUGCAGGCCAUCCUGGAGCACGAGGAACAGGACGAGGAGGAAGACGAAGUGCCCGAUGACGAGACGGUCAAUCAGAUGAUAGCCAGAAGUGAAGAGGAGUUUGAACAGUUCAUGCGCAUGGAUCUGGACAGGCGCCGCGAGGACGCCCGCAACCCUAAGAGGAAACCGCGUCUGAUGGAGGAGGACGACAUGCCCAGCUGGAUUCUGAAAGACGACGCCGAGGUCGAGCGGCUAACUUGCGAAGAGGAGGAGGAGAAGAUGUUUGGCCGCGGAUCGCGCCAACGCAAGGAAGUGGACUACAGCGACUCGCUCACUGAGAAACAGUGGCUCAAGGCCAUAGAGGAGGGAAAUCUAGAGGACAUCGAGGAGGAAGUGCGUCACAAAAAGACGACCAGAAAGCGCAAGAGAGACCGCGACCACGACGGCGGGCCGGCCACGCCCAGCUCCAGCAGCGGCCGCGGGCGGGACAAGGACGAGGAGGUGAAGAAGGCGAAGAAACGCGGCCGCCCGCCCGCCGAGAAGCUCUCUCCCAACCCUCUGUCCCUCACUAAGAAGAUGAAGAAGAUCGUCGACGCCGUCAUCAAAUAUAAGGACGGUAACGGGCGACAGCUGAGCGAGGUCUUCAUCCAGCUGCCCUCUCGCAAGGAGCUGCCCGAGUACUACGAGCUCAUCCGCAAACCAGUGGACUUCAGAAAGAUCAAGGAGAGGAUCCGCAGCCAUAAGUACCGCAGCCUGAACGACCUGGAGAAGGACGUGAUGCUACUGUGUCAAAACGCCCAGACCUUCAACCUGGAGGGCUCUCUGAUCUACGAGGACUCCAUUGUGCUGCAGUCUGUCUUCACCAGCGUGAGACAGAAGAUCGAGAAGGACGACGAGAGUGAAGGGGAGGAAAGUGAGGAAGAGGACGACGACCUGGACGAAGGCUCGGAGUCUGAAUCUCGCUCGGUGAAGGUGAAGAUCAAGCUGAGCCGGAAAGAAAAGGGGGAGCGUGGAGGGAAAGGACAGCGGCGGCGGGGCCGCGGCGCCCGGGCCAAACCGGUGGUGAGCGACGACGACAGCGAGGAGGAACAGGAAGAGGAGCGUUCGGCCAGUGGCAGCGAGGAGGACUGAAGGAAACCACUCCUGAUUGGACCAACGGCCCACUGAGCCCCUUGACUGGACUUUAUAUAUUUUACUUAGAUACAGCAGGGAGACAGUUGGUGGAAAAGGCCUAGUUUUACCUAGACAAGCUGGUUUUUAGUGAGACAGUUGUAUUCUCAUUAAAGUACACCAUUCAUUGAAAACCAA
Messenger RNA from Perca fluviatilis (European perch), 5332 nucleotides. RefSeq names its product SWI/SNF related, matrix associated, actin dependent regulator of chromatin, subfamily a, member 4a (gene smarca4a). The record is from RefSeq and is a predicted model, not a curated record. Gene Ontology annotation, biological process: positive regulation of transcription by RNA polymerase II. NCBI's taxonomy places the organism in Eukaryota, Metazoa, Chordata, Actinopteri, Perciformes, Percidae. Gene Ontology annotation, molecular function: transcription factor binding; DNA binding; ATP binding. Gene Ontology annotation, cellular component: nucleus. The transcript is spliced from 34 exons. Bases 251 to 5155 code for a protein of 1634 amino acids.